Camelina sativa (false flax) is the source of this 1771-nucleotide messenger RNA. Its product is annotated as RING-H2 finger protein ATL56. NCBI's taxonomy places the organism in Eukaryota, Viridiplantae, Streptophyta, Magnoliopsida, Brassicales, Brassicaceae. The record is from RefSeq and is a predicted model, not a curated record.
CAAGGAUUCUCUCUCUAUUCCUCGUUGGUGCAAUCAUGUUUUCGAUCUUUUCUCUCUUCCUCGUCCUUAUCGGCAUCGCCUCUGUUCUUCUUCUACCUCUCCUCCUCUCUUCUCUCCAUCGUCACCACCGACGUCGCCGACGUAACCGUCGACACGAAUCCUCAGAUGGGUUAUCUUCAAGAUUCGUGAAAAAGCUUCCUCAAUUCAGAUUCUCCGAACCCACGUCCACAUCAUACACACGGUACGGAAGCGAUUGCGUGGUUUGUUUUGAUGUAUUCAGACAGGGGCAAUGGUGUCGUAAUCUUCCUGGUUGUGGACACGUGUUCCAUCGAAAGUGUGUGGACACUUGGUUGCUCAAAGCCUCGACUUGCCCUAUUUGCAGAGCUAGGGUUAGUUUGAGGGAAGAAGGUGCACAAGAAGGAGAACUGUGGAGAUGUUUUAGUCGUAGACGAAGUAGUUUGCUAGAUUUGUAAUGGGUUCCGUGGACUUGGACUAUUUCAAAUGGAUAUCUCCAUAACCAAAGCUAGCCAGAGGUGCAAGCCGAAGACACUUUCCUCCUUAGAAAAGUAGCUGGUCAAUCAGUUAAUCUUAUGGUUAGUUAUAUAUAUGGGUUUGAUCUAUAAGAAACCCUCACUACCAUUACCAAAACACCAGUAGCUAAGAGCUUUUGUCAUUGUUUUUUUUUCUUUUGAAACCCAUGGAUCGGUUAUCGUUCUUGAAUGUUGUAAUGGAGGUUGCGGGUACUCUAAAUGAGUCCCGCAAACUCUUUCUCAAGAACAAAAAGCUGAUGUUUUCAGUCUUGGUAUUCCCUCUCAUACUCAAUUGUUUAGUUUACUUGUUCAACGCCAUUGCCAUCAAACCGGAGAUAACAAACUUGAUCCUUGAAUCAAAUUUGUUACCUAUGACAGAUCCAAGCAGCCCGAAAUUUGCUAUCCAUCUUAUGAGAUACUUUGCAGAUUUUCGCCAGUUUGUAAGUUCUUUAUACAUUUUCAUCGCCGUCUCCUCCAUCAUCAACCUCUUAUCCGUUCUUGUUUUGGUUCACGCAUCGGCUCUUACUCAUAAAAAUGAUAGCUUCAAGGUCAAAGAUUUUCCUGUUUUGACCCUUAAAUAUUGGAAGGGACCUCUUGUGACUAGUUUCUACAUUGCUCUCUUCAGUCUUGGCUAUUGGUUCCUAUUCUAUAUAAUCAUUGUUUCUCUCGUUAUAUUCUCUACAAAACUCAAUACCGUGGGAGCCAAAGUUCGCGCAUUAUGGAUUCUAUUUGCAGUCUUUGAGUCUUACUUAGCUAUCGUUUGGAACCUAUCUAUGGUCAUAUCGAUACUCGAGGAUACUUAUGGGAUCCAAGCUUUGGGGAAAGCUGCAAAGAUUGUUAAAGGGAUGAAGCCAAAGCUAUUCCUCUUGAAUCUUUUCUUUGGUUUAUUGUCAUUUGGAUUAUUUCAAAUCUUGCGGCUGAUCGAUUGGAGUAGUUCAUUCCCGGUUAUCUUAACCACCGGUUUGGUAUUUGUGAGUUCUGUCUUUGUGGUGAGGAUGUUUCAGCUUGUGACUUAUACGGUUACCUAUUUCCAGUGUAACCAAGGCAUAGACGCUGAGGCUGUGUCGCUGGGGGAUAUGGAAUAUACAAAAUUGUCUUCCACUACUCUCAUGGGAGGAUUGCCUUAAAUGUUGCAAUAUAUAUUUACGUGGAUUGUUUGUUUGUUGAUCUUAAGAAUGUUGAAGUUCACCAUGGAUUUGGUAAAUUACUUCUAAUAAUCAAAGGUUCUUAUUUUUAUUUUU